CUUCCGGUGUGUUCAUGGAAAAAGAACCUUCGCAUCGCAACCGGCAGGCGCUCCUAAAAAUAAAACGUUUGGACCGUGACACUUUUUAAACAAAUUUUAUGUUCCCAUUUAGGCGAUAUCAAUUUGUUUAAACUCCGCCAUUCAAUAUUUGUCACUCCCGGCACUCUGACACGUUUGCUCGCACCGCUAGCCUCGUUAGCUGGCGUUAGCUUGGCGUCACUUCCUACGUUUGAAAUCCGCGGCCAGAAACAAAAGUUGUCCAAAGUGUGAUGGAACUACAAGUCGGAUCAGAACCCAUGACUCUGGGCUCCCCCACGUCCCCCAAGCCCACCCUGGGCGCCCAGUUCCUCCCAGGGUUCUUGAUGGGCGACCUGCCUGCACCUGCAAGCCCGCAGCCCCGCCCCUUCAGCCUGUCCACGCCCAUUUUGGAGAGCACAAGUGCCCUUAAAGGAAGCUCCACCCCACAGCCUGUAGUCCACACCCCGAAGGACAAAAGCGGAGCCCCGCCCAUUCGCAGCAUCCACGACGAGCUGGUUACUGCGGGAACGCCUCUGAGCGCCAACAGGCAGUCUUUUCCCAUCAUGCACUCCCCAGCGUUGGCCCGCCAGGCGUCCACUCCAGGUGUGCAGCAGUUGUGCAUGUCUCCAGCUCAGGUGGACCCCUUUUACAGUCAGGGGGAGGCUCUGUCCUCUGAGGACCAGCUGGACCAGACCUGGGUCACCGUCUUUGGUUUUCCUCCUGCCUCUGCAUCCUACAUUCUCCUGCAGUUCGCUCAGUAUGGAAACAUCCUCAAACACACGAUGGCGUCUCCUGGCAACUGGAUGCAUCUUCAGUAUCAGUCCUGGCUGCAGGCCAGGAAAGCCCUGUCCAAGGACGGGAAAGUCUUCGGAGACGCCAUCAUGGUGGGCGUCAAACCCUGCAUCGACAAGAGCGUGAUGUUGGAAGCCAGCGAGGUCGCCGCCUCUCCUCGCCGCAGCUCCGCCCUCCCCUCCACCCCGUGCUCCGCCUUCCGGCCGCUCAGCGCCACCUACAGGACCUCGGGCAGCGACUACCAGGUGGUGGCGGACAGACAAACCCCCAGGAAGGACGACAGCUUGGUUUCCAAAGCAAUGGAGUACAUGUUUGGUUGGUGACAUCAUCAUGACUUCAUCAUGACAUCGCUGCUGAUGAUUGGAUG
Molecule: messenger RNA, 1177 nt
Organism: Nerophis lumbriciformis (worm pipefish)
Lineage: Eukaryota; Metazoa; Chordata; Actinopteri; Syngnathiformes; Syngnathidae
Gene: nup35
Product: nucleoporin 35
Biological process (GO): NLS-bearing protein import into nucleus; nuclear pore organization
Cellular component (GO): nuclear pore nuclear basket; nuclear pore central transport channel; nuclear membrane
Molecular function (GO): structural constituent of nuclear pore; nucleic acid binding; phospholipid binding
Source: RefSeq, a predicted model, not a curated record